Molecule: messenger RNA, 945 nt
Organism: Prorocentrum cordatum
Lineage: Eukaryota; Dinophyceae; Prorocentrales; Prorocentraceae
Source: the annotation of a GenBank genome assembly
AGGAGUUGCAGGACGAGGAUUUGCAGAAUGAGGAUUUGCAGAGUGAGGAGGUGCUGAAUGAGCAGUUGCAUUAUUCUCAGCAUACUGUUUCUUUGGAUUCCAGCUCUGAAGUUUGCCGCGCUUCAUCUCCGGACGCUCCGUCGGAUUGUCUUGGGAAGGCUGGGCAGGAAGAUCUUAAGGUGUGGAAGGAGGUGGAGGAGUCUCCUGAUGUGGUGCAGCCUCGAGAUGUGCUGCAGUCUUCGGAGGGUGUGCUGCAGUCGAUACUGGUUUCUGUCUCUAUUGACCCUGCGGUUCUGAAUGAAGAUUGGCAGGACAUUCUUAAUAAGGUGAUUGACGAUGAGGUCGCGCAUGUUCAGUCUGAUGCUGCGGUUGACUGGAGCUCUUCAGUAACUAUCAACAACAACAAAAACUCGGAAGUGGUUUCUGUUUCUGUUGAUCCAGGUGUUCUGAAAGAGGAGUUGCAUGAUGAGGAGUUGCAGGGUGAGGAGUUGCAGAAUGAGGAGUUGCGGAAUGAACAGUUGCAUUUUUCUCAUUAUAAAGAUUCUAUGACUUCACACCCUGGGAGUUCCACGACUGGGAGUUUAUCUAAUGCAGUUGUGAGUUCAGCAGUGACGGAGGACGAGUGUCAAGCUGCCAGGGACUGGGCCCUUGCCGGUGUCGAUGUCAGUGCUCUUUGGCGUGAGCUACACCGACUCCCGAGGCAGGAGCUUCAGCGUAGGACUGAGGCUCUUCAUGCACACAGGCUGCAAAUGGGAAUUGAAAGUUCCGAGGAGGAUGAUUCGCAACAAGGGGGUCCUCAGAGUUCUACUUCCAGGAGUGCAUUGACGCGGAGCGGCAAGAAGCAUCGGAAACGGCACAGAUGAUGCACAUGUGAUUGAUCCUGCACGCUUGAUUUGUCAUUGCGUUGCCUUUCUUCAUGCCUGUGUGUUGUCGUGCAUGCGCGUG